AUUCCCAACUGUCUCCUACACUCUCUCCUCCUCUUCUUUCCAGCUUUGCUUCCCCUCUCUCUCUCUCUCUCUAAACUCUUUCUCUCUCUAAAACCUCAGAAGCUCCGUUUGGCAGAACAUAAAUUACAGCCCACCUGCCCACCAAACAAUGCCAAAUUUCCAAUUUUCGUUAUUUCCAAUGCUCAUUUUUCCUGCAAUAAAACCAUAAAUAAAAACACAAACCAAACACUCCCUUAUUUUAAUAAUUAUUUUUUCAUUAUGGCUCCUCCGAUUAAACUCAAGCAAUCAUCAAAUUCAACCGCUCAAACACUCACCUCUACGACGUCGUCUCAAGACGCGCGUCUUCUUGUUCGUGAAACGCUGCGCAUUAGUGCUAAUUUAGCUUCCGCUCCUGCUCCGGCUACUGCUCCGGCUGAUCCGCCGAGUAGUGGUGUUAGUGUUAGUAGUAGGAAAUUGAGGAUUGGUUUAGAAGAUGAAUUUGUGGAAUCGAGUUUGAGAUUGAUUUGUUGUGAGGAAAUUGAUGGACGUAAAUGGAAAUAUGUUGCUGAAAAUGAUGGAUUUGGUAAAUUUAAAAAGAAUUCGUUUCGUUCUGUUAGUUUGCAGAGUCCUCAAGCUCCCGUUGAGGAAUUGAUGUCGUUUGUACGAUCAUAUGUGGUGCCGGAAGGCUUUCCUGAUAGUGUAAUUCCAUCUUAUGUCCCGUACAUGACUUGGAGAGCUUUGAAGCAUUUCUUUGGAGGAGCAAUGGGUGUCUUUACAACAAAAACCCUUUUGAGUUCAGUUGGGGUCUCAAAGAACACAGCUAUUCCUGGUGCUGUUGCAAUUAACUGGAUUCUUAAGGAUGGUGCUGGUCGAGUGGGGAAAAUGCUGUUUGCAAGGCAAGGAAAGAAAUUUGAUUGUGACCUAAAGCAGCUGCGGUUUGCGGGUGAUCUUCUCAUGGAAUUGGGUGCUGGGGUGGAAUUGGCAACUGCAACUGUACCACACCUUUUUCUUCCUUUAGCUUGUGCUGCUAAUGUGGCAAAGAAUGUUGCAGCUGUAACAUCAACUUCAACACGAACACCAAUAUAUAAAGCCUUUGCUAAAGGAGAGAACAUUGGGGAUGUCACUGCUAAAGGAGAAUGUGUUGGCAAUCUGGCAGAUUUGCUGGGAACUGGGCUUAGCAUCAUGAUUUCAAAAAGAAACCCAAGUUUGGUCACAACAUUUGCCCUCCUUUCAUGUGGAUAUGUCUUCAGUUCUUACCAAGAGGUUAAAUCUGUGGUGUUGCACACCUUGAACCGGGCCAGAUUCAGUGUGGCAGUGGAGUCUUUUCUGAAAACAGGCCGCGUACCAUCAUUGCAAGAAGGUAAUUCAAGAGAAAAUAUAUUCACCCUUCCUUGGUUGAAGGAAAGGCCUAUUGUUUUAGGACCAAGGUUUAAAGAUGCGUUUCAAGACCCAAGUGCAUAUCUGGCCAUAGAGCCUCUUUUUGAGAAAGAAAGAUAUAUAGUGACAUACAACCCGACAAAGGAUAAAGUUUAUGCACUGUUCAAGGAUCAAGCAAAACCUGAUGAUAUUCUAAAAGCAGCUUUCCAUGCUCAUGUGCUUUUGCACUUUAUAAAUUCAUCCAACAGAAGGCCAUAUUCAUCUUCAAAGCAACAAAAAAAUGAGAAUUCCAAUUAUCUCCUCUCAGCUAAUUAUCUCGAGGCUCACAUUGCUGAGUCGUGCAAAAUGGUUUCAUCUUUAUAUGGUUCUUUUAAAAGUAAAACUGCAGAACAGGGUUGGAGGAUGUCCGACUCACUUCUUAAUCCGGGACGAGCCAGGCUUGUAUUAAAUUCUUAAAUAGGAAAUAUACAACUCAUAUUUCCAUUUGUGCAUACCCUUGAGAGUUGAGCUGUGAAAUGCUUGAAUCUGCAAUUCAAUGCACUGGACAUCUCGACCAUGAAUUGUUAAAAACAUUUUAUAUAAUGAAGCAGCUAACAACACGCUAAUGGGACCAUGGCGUCGGUAAGAUGUUCAGAUCUCGUUAAAGCUUUCGCAUUCCACAAUCUCUGCUUCUUCAUACACUUGAAGGUGGUCAGGUUCAGUUUUGAGUUGUACCAUACGGUAUUAGCCUAAAAUUGUGUUAUAUUAUCGGUACAUAUUUAUGAAUGUGUUCUUUUUUGUUUUUACAGUAGUAAAUUUGUAUUUCAUUUUUGAUGGAUUUGCUCUUGUUUGCUAUAUGUGAUUUAUGUAUAUUUUUGUCA
Molecule: messenger RNA, 2216 nt
Organism: Mercurialis annua (annual mercury)
Lineage: Eukaryota; Viridiplantae; Streptophyta; Magnoliopsida; Malpighiales; Euphorbiaceae
Product: protein root UVB sensitive 6
Exons: 13
Coding region: 259-1812 (517 amino acids)
Source: RefSeq, a predicted model, not a curated record